Molecule: messenger RNA, 1518 nt
Organism: [Torrubiella] hemipterigena
Lineage: Eukaryota; Fungi; Ascomycota; Sordariomycetes; Hypocreales; Clavicipitaceae
Source: the annotation of a GenBank genome assembly
AUGGCGCCUUCUGACGAAAAGCCCACGGAUAACCCUCCCGCUGCUGGAGAGGGCAGCAAGCAGGAAAAAGAGGUCAAGGAAGCUGUCAGCGGCCUGAACCCUCAGCAGCUCAAGGAACUGCUCGCCCUCAACCCCGCACUCGUCCAAGAGGUUGCGCAAGCUUCCGGAAUCACGAACCCGACUCCCGACCAGGCGGCCGACCUAUUGAAGAACAUGAGCAUGUCUGAUAUCAUGACGGGCAUGGCUGCUGAUGGCAAGGGUGUCAAGGACAUGGCUUCCUACAAGUUCUGGCAGACACAGCCUGUGCCCAAGUUUGGCGAGGACGACAAGAAGGCAAAGGAGGGUCCUCUGCGUCUGCAAAAGGUCGAGGAGAUUGAGAAGAGCCCUGCUCCUCUGCUUUCUGGCUUCGAAUGGGUUGAGAUUGACCUCAAGAGUGACGAGGAGAUGAAGGAGGUCUACGAGUUGCUCAACGGCCACUACGUUGAGGAUGUCGACUCGACUUUCCGCUUCAACUACUCUCCCUCCAUUCUCCGCUGGGCUAUGAUGGCUCCCGGUUGGGACAAGAAGUACCACGUUGGUAUUCGCGCAUCCCAGUCGCGAAAGCUUGUCGCCUUCAUCUCCGCUAUCCCCGUCCACAUCCGAGUUCGCGACAAUGUCAUCACAUGCUCUGAAGUUAACUUCCUGUGUAUCCACAAGAAACUUCGCAACAAGCGUCUGGCACCAAUCUUAAUCAAGGAAAUCACACGCGUGAGCAACCUUAACAGCGUCUGGCAAGGUCUUUACACAGCUGGUGUUGUCCUCCCCCGACCCGUCAGCACCUGCAGAUACUACCACCGUCCUCUUGACUGGCAGAAGCUCUGGGAGUGUGGAUUCAGCUAUCUUCCUCCCGGCAGCAAGCCCCAGUACCAGGUGCACAAGUAUGCCCUGCCUAGCAAGACUGCCACUAAGGGCCUUCGCGAGAUGGAGGUGAAGGAUCUGGAUGAUGUUGUCAGCCUUCAAAAGCGCUACUCGUCGCGCUUUGAGAUUGCUCCUGAAAUGACCAAGGAGGAGGCGCAUCACUGGUUGAUUCCCAAGGCGGAUGCUUCUGGUGAACAGGCCGUCUGGUCCUAUGUUGUCGAGGAAAGUGGCAAGGUUACCGACUUCUUCUCCUUCUACUGCGUCGAAUCGUCCGUUAUCAACAACCCCAAGCACAAGGUGGUCCGUGUUGCCUACCUCUUCUACUAUGGUAGCAAGACUGGCCUCGUCGAGCCCUUCAACAAGGACAACCUGAAGAAGCGACUCAACGAGCUCAUCGGCGACGCCUUGAUUUUGGCCAAGAAGCACAAGUUUGAUGUCUUCAACGCCUUAACCCUCAUGGAUAACGGCAUGUUCCUCGAGCAGCAAAAGUUUGCUGCCGGUGACGGUACGCUUCACUACUAUCUGUUCAACUACCGCGCCAACGCUAUUUCUGGCGGCUUGGAUGCGAACCAGAAGCUGGACAGCACCCUCCAGAGUGGUGUUGGUCUGGUUCUGCCGUAA